Merops nubicus (carmine bee-eater) is the source of this 1574-nucleotide messenger RNA. Its product is annotated as zinc finger MYM-type protein 2-like. The transcript is spliced from 4 exons. Gene Ontology annotation, molecular function: zinc ion binding. The record is from RefSeq and is a predicted model, not a curated record. NCBI's taxonomy places the organism in Eukaryota, Metazoa, Chordata, Aves, Coraciiformes, Meropidae. Bases 1 to 1539 code for a protein of 512 amino acids.
AUGGACACGAGUCCUCUGGGAGGAUUAGAACUGUCUGAACAUCCUCCUGGUCUACUAGGGAAUACAGCCAUGGCAGCGGGUCUUGCAAAUGUAGGAAAUACAUUUGGAGGUCCACCAGGUUCUUUAGUUUCUAGACCUAAUAAGUUCCAAAACUCAGCUGUAGAAGAUGACGAUGAUGUAGUUUUUAUUGAACCUCUACAACCUCCACAAAAUUCUACAUCAUUGAUAGCAGAUCAAAGGAACACUGCAUUUACAUCUUCAAAAAAUGAAGAACUUCAAGGGAAUGAUUGCAAAAUGCUUCCUCCUCCAAAAGACUUAAAUUCUCAAAAGGGGAAUAUAAGUGAAACUAUUAUUAUUGAUGAUGAAGAAGACAUUGAAACAAAUCAAGAACAAGAGAAGAAUGCUUCCAGUUUUAAUGAACGAAGACUUCCAGAAUGUAAAAAUAGAACCAGCGAUAUGGAAUUCUCAGCUUCCAGUUUUUCAAGAAGUAAGGUAAAUUCAGGAAUAGGUAAUAGUGGUAUAACCACAGAACCAGACUCUGAAAUUCAGAUUGCUAAUGUUACUACAUUAGAAACAGGUGCUAUGAGCUCUGUGAGUGGUCAUUUAGAAAACACUGAAGGGCGUGACAUGAACUUAAUGAUUACACAUGUAACAUCACUGCAGAAUGCCAGCUUGGGAGAUGUAUCUAACGGACUGCAGUCAAGUAAUUUUGGUGUUAAUAUGCAAACAUACACCCCAUCUUUGACUUCACAGACCAAGACUGGAGUAGGACCUUUCAAUCCUGGUAGAAUGAAUGUGGCUGGAGAUGUAUUUCAAAACGGAGAAUCUGUGACUCAUCAUAAUCCGGAUUCUUGGAUAUCCCAGUCAGCUUCCUUCCCUAGGAAUCAGAAGCAACCAGGUGUGGAUUCCUUGUCACCUGUAGCAUCACUUCCUAAGCAGAUUUUCCAGCCUUCUGCCCAGCAGCAGCCUUCUAAACAGGUUAAAGUCACAUGUGCAAACUGCAAAAAGCCUUUGCAGAAGGGACAGACUGCGUAUCAGCGAAAAGGAUCAGCUCACCUUUUCUGUUCUACUACCUGCCUUUCAUCAUUCUCACACAAACCUGCUCCAAAGAAACUUUGUGUUAUGUGCAGAAAAGAUAUAACAACAAUGAAAGGUACCAUUGUUGCUCAAGUUGAUUCAAGUGAGUCUUUCCAGGAGUUUUGCAGUACAUCGUGUUUAUCCUUCUAUGAAGAUAAACAGAAUCCCUCAAAAGGAGUUUUGAAUAAAUCAAGAUGCACUAUCUGUGGUAAACUAACUGAGAUUCGUCAUGAAGUUAGCUUUAAAAAUAUGACUCAUAAGCUGUGCAGUGACCAUUGCUUCAAUAGAUACAGGAUGGCAAAUGGUUUAAUAAUGAAUUGCUGUGAGCAUUGUGGGGAGUAUUUGCCCAGUAAAGGAGCUGGAAACAAUGUUCUCACUAUUGAUGGUCAGCAGAAAAGGUUCUGCUGUCAGAACUGCGUUGGUGAAUACAAGCAGGUAAUUAUUUCUUUACCUAUAAAUUGAAAUUAAACAUUAAUACUCCUUAAAUAGAUCCUGUU